Acanthamoeba castellanii str. Neff is the source of this 528-nucleotide messenger RNA. Its product is annotated as SPT2 chromatin protein. The record is from RefSeq and is a predicted model, not a curated record. The coding region runs from base 1 to 528 and encodes 175 amino acids. NCBI's taxonomy places the organism in Eukaryota, Discosea, Longamoebia, Acanthamoebidae. The transcript is spliced from 3 exons.
AUGUACAGGUCGCGCCCUGCCGCGGAGGAGACGGAGGUCAAGGUGGAUCCCACCAAGCUGCGCUUCGACCCCAGCGCCAUCGCCAAAUACAAAGUGAAAGGACCUGGUACCUUGCUGCCCCCCUUCGUUUCCUACAAGUUUACCCAUCUUCAUCCUUCAUCUCCGUCGCCUCGCAUCCUCCGAUUUUUCUCUUCAAGGGACCCCGAGGAAGAGGAGGAAGAAGACGAGGAAGACGAAGAUUCGUUCCUGGAUGAUGACGACGAGGACCACCACCAGGCCUCGCGGCGGGAGCUGCAGGAGCUGUGCCGCGCGUUUGCCAAGGGGCGCAACUACUGGGAGGACGAAGACGACUUUGACGACGCCGCCAUGGAGGUCUCCUGGCGCGACGCCCUCGCCGAAGAGAAUCGCAGUGCUCGCCUGGGCGCGUUGGAGGACAGGAAGGACAUGGAGGAGGAGCUGCGGCGGAAGAAGGAGAAGCAGGAGAAAAAGAAGAAGCUCGCCCAGGAACGCAAGAAGGCCCGGAGGUAG